Molecule: messenger RNA, 2002 nt
Organism: Chroicocephalus ridibundus (black-headed gull)
Lineage: Eukaryota; Metazoa; Chordata; Aves; Charadriiformes; Laridae
Gene: KLHDC8B
Product: kelch domain containing 8B
Exons: 6
Coding region: 480-1553 (357 amino acids)
Molecular function (GO): protein binding
Source: RefSeq, a predicted model, not a curated record
UGAGUGCACCUUCCUGUUGGUGCCGAGGGACCCCGGCGUGGUUGUGCUCAGAGUGGGGCCGAGCUGACGCUCUGUCCCCGGCAGCCCUGCAGUGGUGAUGGGCAGGGGGUCGUCUUCUUCAGGGCAGGACGGUGGCUUCUCAGGUCCGGAAGCCCGGUGCUGGGGUGGCACUGGUUGGGGAGCGCAGAGCUGGGGGGCUCUCUCUGGCCCCUCUUCCCGACGGGUAGGGGUCCCCGGGAGGGCCGGGCGGAGGGGAGCGGGGCCCGGCGGGGGGGCCGGGGCGGGCGCGGCGCCGCCCCCAGCAGCAGCGGGCGGGCCCGGCGCGGAGCGGAGCGGAGCGGCGGCGCGGAGCGGCGGGGAGAGCAGCGGAGCGGGCGGAGAGGACGCGGUGGGUAGAGCCGGGCCAGCGACGAGCCGGGCCGGAUGGGUGGCACGGCAGGGCCGGGGCCUGGGGACCCCCGGGGUGGCUGAGCCGGCCCAUGGCGGCGGGCGCGGGCGCCUUCGCGUGGGCCGCCUUCCCUGCCAUGCCCACGCAGCGCGUGUACUGCAGUGGCGUGCACCGUGACGGGCAGCUCUUCGUGCUGGGUGGCUGCGGGAGUGGUGGGCGAGCCUUGGGUGCUGCCGAGGUGCUCGACCUCCCGGCCCAGCGCUGGACCACACUCCCGCCGUUGCCCACGCCGCGGGCCGGUGCCGCUGCCCUCGCCGUGGGCAAGCAGAUCCUGGUGGUGGGUGGCGUGGACGCAGCACAGAGCCCCCUCGCCUCCGUUGAGGUCUACCACGUGGAUGAGGGCAAGUGGGAGAAGAAGGCGGCGCUGGCUCAGCCCUCCAUGGGCAUCUCAGCUGUGCAGAGAGACGGGGCCAUCUAUGCGCUGGGGGGAAUGGGUGCAGACACCUCUCCCCAGGCACUGGUUCGUGUCUACGAGCCGGCAAAGGACCACUGGCAGCCCCUGCCCUCCAUGCCCACCCCCUGCUACGGGGCCUCCGCCUUCCUGCAGGGCAACAAGAUCUUCGUCCUGGGGGGCCGUCAGGGCAAGCUGCCCGUCACUGCCUUUGAGGCCUUCGACCUGGAGACAAGGAGCUGGACGCGCUACCCCAGCGUGCCCAGCCGCCGCGCCUUUGCUGCCUGCGCCAUGGCUGAUGGUGUCGUCUUCAGCCUGGGGGGGCUGCAGCAGCCGGGACCCCACAACUUCUACUCCCGUCCCCACUUCGUCAACACCGUGGAGAUGUUUGACCCUGUGCAGGGUGCAUGGAGCAAGCCGAGCCGCGCCAUCCGCAUGAGGGAGAAGAGAGCUGACUUCGUGGCCGGCUGCCUGGGAGGAACAGUGGUGGUCGUGGGCGGCCUCGGUAAUGCCAGGGGGAACCAGUCCUGCCCGCUGGACUCGGUGGAAGGGUUCAGCCUCUCACGGAAGAAGUGGGAGCCGCUGCCCCCCAUGCCCACCGGCCGCUGCUCCUGCUCCAGCUGCCCGGCACCCAGCCUGCUCUUCGUCAUCGGUGGGGUGGCCCAGGGCCCCAGCGGCGCCGUUGAGGCUCUGUGCCUGCGCGAGGUGCCCUGAGCGGAGCCCCGGGGACCAGCCCCGGCCGAGCACCAAGUGCCUGAAGACGGGGACAGGGUGUGCACGUGCCCAUGCGUGCGGGUGACCCAGCUCCGGGGAGCCGCCGUCCCAUGACGCCGGACACCAAGAGCAGCUGCGGUUUCUCGCCAUGCUUUGGAAACUCCUCUCGGCUCCUACGCAGCUGUGGCAAUGGAGCCCAGGGCAAAAUCCUGCCUGGCGGGAGGGCCGCGGCCAGCGGCACGGAGGGAGUGGCGGCGGCAGGACUGUUGCUGGCCGAACUGCCCUGUCCGGCCCCAUCCGUGCUGCGGCGUGUCCGUGCCAUGUGUGUAGCAGUGAGUGCUGUGUCGUCGUAGACCCAGUCGAUGUCUCAUGUAGCACAGAGGUGCCCUGUAGCUCAGUGCCUAGGAGGUGAUGUAGCACCUCGAAUAAAUGAAAGACAUGGAAUUUUA